Messenger RNA from Bacillus rossius redtenbacheri, 2332 nucleotides. RefSeq names its product E3 SUMO-protein ligase PIAS1-like. Gene Ontology annotation, biological process: regulation of transcription by RNA polymerase II; protein sumoylation. The coding region runs from base 230 to 1930 and encodes 566 amino acids. NCBI's taxonomy places the organism in Eukaryota, Metazoa, Arthropoda, Insecta, Phasmatodea, Bacillidae. The record is from RefSeq and is a predicted model, not a curated record. Gene Ontology annotation, cellular component: chromatin. Gene Ontology annotation, molecular function: transcription coregulator activity; SUMO ligase activity; zinc ion binding. The transcript is spliced from 12 exons.
AAUGAUAAACUUUAAGGGCUUUAUUUCAUUGCAAGAGAAGCCGAGUAAAAUUGUUGUGGUUUCGUAAUGAUUUUAUAUACAUAAAUGUUACAUAGACAUUAUUGUUUUUACUUUUUAAGAUAAUUGUUUGUCCUACAUAAUGGUGGGAAUGAAUUUGUGGGGUUUGAAUUCUUUUUUAAUUUAUUUGAGAAACUAACCCGAUUCAGAAAAGUCAUCCCAAAUCACAAUAAUGGCCGAUAUAGAAAAAUUGAAGAAAAUGGUUCUGAAGUUACCGCUCAGUGAUCUACAAACUAUACUGGACUAUGCAGGCCGCAGGAAAGUCGGCAAAAAGAGAGAUCUACAGGCGAGAAUUAUCGGGCUGCUUCAUCAGCCACUGGCCGGAAGAGUCAAGAAGAAGAUAAAAGAAGUUUUUGAUUCCGUGCAGUGGCGCGACAGGCGGGGGCAGGACAGCGACGAGGAGGACGAGGAUCCGGACUUCGGCAGACCGUCCCGCUCCAAGAGCAACUUGGCCCCGUUCCUCGGGCACCAGCAGAGCUCCUGGGAUGACAGCAUCAACAUCUACAACGCGUACAACAUGCUGAUGGACCACCAGCGCAAGUCGAGGUCGCCACGGGCUGGUCUCUACCCCUACCCCGGCUACAUUCUGGACAAGCCGUCGUUCCCGGCGAGCGCCAACAACACGCUGCCCAACAUCGAGCUGAAGAAGUUACCGUUCUACGAGCACCUCGCGGUGCUGCUGGAGCCGACCACGCUGAUUCCCAGGAACAGCAGGCGACUCAACGAGGCAAGUUUCCACUUUUACCUCACACCUCAGCAAGCAACUGAUGUGAUCUCUUCGUUCACUAUCGAACAAGGAUUCACGAAAGCAAAUUACGUUACUCAGGUGCAGUUGAGGUUUUGUCGGCUGGAGACGUUCGACCAGCACGACGACUGCUUCCCGCCCGGAGUGUCGAUGCGAGUCAACGGGAAGCUCUGCACCCUGCCGGCGGCGCCCCCCGCCAGCACGGCGGGCGUGGAGCCCAGGAGGCCGCCGCGCCCCGUCGACCUGACGCCGUACCUGCAGGCGAGCGCGGACGCCGCCAACCGGCUGGACGUCUCCUGGAACCCCCUGUACGGCCACGUGCACGUCGUCACCGUGUCCCUGGUGCGCAAGCUGACCGCGCAGCAGCUGCUGGAGCGCCUGCGCGCGCGCGGCUUCCGCGAGGCCGAGUACACCAGGGGGCUCAUCAGGGCGAAGAUGAGCGGGGAGGGGGAGAUAGCGGCCACGUCCCUGCGGCUGUCCCUGGCCUGCCCCCUGGGCAAGACACGCAUGGCCCUGCCGUGCCGCGCCAACACCUGCUCCCACCUGCAGUGCUUCGACGCCGCCGUGUUCCUCAGCAUGAACGAGCUGAGGCCGACGUGGCUAUGCCCCGUGUGCGGCCAGGCGUGCCCCUACGACGCGCUGCAGCUGGACGGGUACUUCCACGAGCUGCUGUCGUCCGAGGCGCUGCCGGCGGGCGUGACGGAGAUCCAGGUGGACGAGCAGGGCGCGUGGUCCCCGUACAUCAAGGAGGACCCCCAGGUCUCCUCCUCGAAGCCGGCUGAGGAGUUUGUUCUGGAGGAAAUUGCUUUUGAUGACAUUGAAGUCAUCUCGAUGAAACCAGUCUCAAACAAGAGCAAAAAGCCGAGUCGCCCUGAAAUAUUAGUCGAUCUCACGAACAGCGACUCGGAUGAAGAGACGAGUAGCAGCAGUUCCGAUGAAGAAACGAGCAGGAACUCGGAAGAGGAUCGGCCGUUGACGGAGCUGAUCAAAGUAAAGUCCCAGCCCAGCACGUCAACAGAACCAGUUCCAGGAGCUGGAGAUUCCCAGGGUGAGUGGGGCGUUGGGCGGCUGCAGCCGAGAAGCAGUGCCGCGAGUGAUUCGUCGGUCAUACUGAUAGACCUGACCUGAACACUGGUCGCGCCGGCAAGCCUGGCGCAAGUGGCGGUGUUGCCAUCCUGCUCUUCAGCCCGAUGACUUUUUUUUAUUGGAGGUCCACAGAGAAGAGAUCUAAAUGUGCAGUGUGUGAUGGGAAUAAUUACUGUUUACAGUUUUCCAUGUACUUGUUCGGUGGACACAUUGACCAAUCAGUAAAUCCCAUUGAAUUUUAUAAAGUAUCUGUAAGACUGGCGUGAUUGUGAUUUUAUAAAGUGGUUGUAAGCCGAGAAUGAAAUCAGUUUGAAAAGCAUCGUCAGCUCAGUGACUUGCAAGCACUGUGUCAUUUGAAAAUUGUGCGGGACGUCCUUAAAAACAUUCUCUUGAUGUUGAGCACCAAAGCCGAAAUGUAUUAAAGUGAAAACAAAUUUUUCAUUA